Cladocopium goreaui is the source of this 499-nucleotide messenger RNA. Lineage: Eukaryota; Dinophyceae; Suessiales; Symbiodiniaceae. The record is from the annotation of a GenBank genome assembly.
UUGUGGUCCACGCAACUCACCACUUUCUGCGCCAUGGUGAAGGGAAAGGCAUUCCGGAAACAGUGGAAGGAGGCUCGAAAGCCCUUCCGCAAUCGAGCUUCCUCACGAGCCAAAAGCGUCCAUCGUUCGACUUUCGAAGAGCGAACGAAGAAGAAGCGAGAGUUGGAAGAGGUCAAAGCCAAAGCCAAGGAACUGGAACAGGCCAAGAAAGAGGUCAAGAAACAGAAAACCAAGAAAAAGGAAGAGAAAAAGCGAAGGAAGGAGGAGAAUGCCAUCAGAGCCGGUCAAUACCAGGUCAUCAAAAAGACUGAGAAGGUGCGAAAAUGGCACAAGAAUGCCAGGAAGAUGUUACGCACCAUGGGUCCCGAGCAGAUUGAGCGGCUCAUGGGUCAGCAGUGAGGGCCAAGCCCGGGCCUAUGAAACAUGGCCGGUUGCUAUUAGCCUAUGUUAGAUUGCCGGGUAGAAGUCCUUGGCCAGGUUUUGUUUUUUUUUGAGGGUC